AUGGACAAAGUGUACCUUGAUUACCGGGAGUCGCUGCUGAACGCUGCUCCAAGGAUGAUGGAGGAACUCGGCAUGGAGACCGGGGAGGACUUUCUGGGGAUGGGUGUCUUCAGAAAAGACGUCGGUCUGAGCAAUGAGGAGAAGCAGUAUUUGCUUUCUGUGAUUGCUUAUUUACUUUCUGUCCAGGUGGAGCGAGGUGAUGUUCCAUCCACAAGACAAUACCUGGCCCUGGCGAGAAAAACGGGAAUGAACGUCAACUGUCUAGAUCCGCUCGGACGGACGGCUCUGCUGAUCGCCAUUGAGAAUGAGAACAUUGAGAUGAUAGAGCUGCUGCUCUCUCAUGGAGUAGAGGUCGGAGAUGCCUUGCUACAUGCCAUCAAUGAAGAGAACGUCGAGGCUGUGGAGAUGUUGCUGCAUCAUGAGACUGCUACCAAAGGGGAGCAACAGCUUCUGAUGCAAGGUGUCCCUUCCAGCUCCUUCACUCCCGACAUCACUCCGAUCAUCCUGGCAGGACACCGCGACAACUAUGAAAUCAUCAAGAUUCUCUUGGACCGGGGCUACCGCAUUCCCAAACCCCACAACGCUCGCUGCAGCUGCAAAGAUUGUAUCACUGGCAGCCAAGAAGACUCCCUGAGACACUCGCGAUCACGCAUCAACGCUUACAGAGCCCUGACAAGCCCUUCGCUCAUCUGCUUAUCAAGCAAAGACCCCAUUUUGACUUCCUUUGAGCUUUGCUGCGAGCUAAAGCAGCUAAGUAAGCUGGAAAAUGAGUUUAAGGCUGACUAUGAGAAGCUGGCGGUAAAGUGCCAGGAGUUUGCUGUGGAUUUGUUGGAGCAGACGCGGGGAUCGCGGGAACUGGCUAUCAUCCUCAAUCAUGACAACACAUCCGGCGAGGAGCAGAACUCGGAUAAGGUUCGCCUGUCUAGACUCAAGCUUGCCAUAAAGUGCAAGCAAAAGAAGUUUGUGGCACACCCCAAUUGCCAGCAGCUGUUAGGGUCACUGUGGUACGAAGGUCUUCCGGGCUUCAGGAGACGUUCCGUCCUCUCCAAACUGGCUAUCAUGGCAACGAUCGGGGCUAUGUUCCCCGUGUUGUCUAUGGUAUAUCUGAUAGCGCCCAAAUGCAGCGUGGGCCAGUUCAUCACCAAGCCAUGUGUCAAGUUUAUACUUCAUUGUUCGUCGUAUCUUGUGUUUCUAUUUUUGCUUAUUCUGGUGUCUCAGCGAGUAGAGGUAAUGAAGGUUAGCAAGGAAGAGAACGUUGUUGUCACUGGAGUCAAGCAGGAACUGCGUGGAUCGCAGGCUUCUUUGGUGGAGUGGGUUAUCCUUGCCUACGUUGGAGGGCUUAUGUGGAGUGAGAUCAAGCAGUUAUGGGAUGAGGGCGCUGUUGAAUAUAUUCAUGAUAUGUGGAACAUUCUUGAUUUUUUCACCAACUCUUUGUAUAUAGCGACAUUCACCCUUCGCCUUCUUGCUUAUUUGCAGGUGAAAGACGAACGGGAACGACACAAUCCCCUAGCCAGCGUAGACAGAGAGCACUGGCCGCCCUAUGACCCCAACCUCAUCGCCGAAGCUCUAUUCGCAGCAGCCAACAUCUUCAGUUCCUUAAAACUUGUCAAUAUCUUUACCGUCAGUCCCUACCUGGGACCGCUGCAAAUCUCUUUGGGUAGGAUGAUCAUGGACAUUGUCAAGUUCGGCUGUGUGUUUCUGCUCGUCCUCAUCUCCUUCGCCUGUGGGCUGAACCACCUCUACUGGUACUAUGCAAAUAAACACGCCAGUGAGUGCGCUAAAUUUAAAAUCCCGACGUCCUGUGACCGGAAGUACCGGAGUUUCGCCAACCUCUUCGAGAUUGUCCAGUCCCUGUACUGGGCAAUUUACGGUCUCGUCGAUCUGGAUCACGCGGAGCUGCAGCCUCGGUUUGAGCACGAGUUCACGGAGUUCAUCGGCAAGCUGAUGUUUGGAGUGUACAGCUGGAUCGCCCUGAUCGUCCUGCUGAACAUGUUGAUUGCUAUGAUGAGCAACUCCUACCAGCUGAUCUAC
Molecule: messenger RNA, 2031 nt
Organism: Candidula unifasciata
Lineage: Eukaryota; Metazoa; Mollusca; Gastropoda; Stylommatophora; Geomitridae
Source: the annotation of a GenBank genome assembly